Molecule: messenger RNA, 5588 nt
Organism: Aspergillus campestris IBT 28561
Lineage: Eukaryota; Fungi; Ascomycota; Eurotiomycetes; Eurotiales; Aspergillaceae
Product: putative rRNA biogenesis protein RRP5
Exons: 3
Coding region: 76-5502 (1808 amino acids)
Biological process (GO): rRNA processing
Cellular component (GO): nucleolus; small-subunit processome
Molecular function (GO): RNA binding; protein binding
Source: RefSeq, a predicted model, not a curated record
GACGGAAUCUCAAGCUCUGAAAAAAGCAGCUCCACGAGUCUGCGCUUGAGCCUCAUUCACUUUGCCAUUUCCACAAUGGCUCCUAUCAAGCGCAAGGGCAAUGUGGCUGAGGAGGCGACUGCUCGUCAGCCCCAGAAACGUGUGCGUGUCGGAGAGGAAGACCGCCAAAACGAAAAGAAAUCAAAAUCAGAUGCCUCUGCGGAGAAGUCGACUGCCGCUCCCAAAGCCUCUGAGCUCACAGUGCUGCGCGAUGAUGAGCCCUCUUUCCCUCGUGGUGGAGGGAGCGUGUUGACGCCGCUGGAGCGGAAACAGAUCCAGAUUCAAGCAACAAAGGAUGUACUAUUCGAACAAAAAGGCCCGAAGGGCUCUUCCGCCAAUGUGGAAGCAGAUGACGACGAGGAUGAAGAGAUGGACGACGCCGAUGAUACCACUGCGAAGAAAUCUCGGAAGCGGAAAACGAAGGGCCAGAAGCGCGCGGAGAAGGAUCACCAGGAGGAGCAAACGGUGCGGAUCGAAGGUCUCAACUUCAAGCGGCUUGUUCCGGGAUCCAUGGUACUAGGUCAGGUUGCAAGCAUCAAUGCUCACGAUAUCGGUCUUUCCUUGCCCAAUAACCUCACGGGCUACGUCCCUUUGACCGCCGUCUCGCGAAAGCUCGAGGAGAAGGUUGAGGCACUCUUGAAAGAGGAGGACAGCGACGAGGAGGAUGAGGACGAUGACGAAGAUUCCUUGGACCUACACAAGUACUUCUAUCUCGGCCAGUACUUGCGUGCAUACGUCGUCUCGGUUGGGAAUAAGGACGCCUCUAGCUCCAAGGGCAAGAAGCGCAUCGAGCUUACGGUGGACCCAAGGAAAGCUAACCACGGCCUUCUCAAGUCGGAUCUGGUCACAAAUUCAGCUGUCCAGGCGUCCGUUGUGAGUGUCGAAGAUCACGGCCUGGUCAUGGACCUGGGCAUUGAAGGCGCCGACAUCAAGGGCUUCGUUUCCUCCAAGGAAAUCGAUCCUAAGACCGACUAUUCCAGCAUCAAAGAAGGCGCCGUAUUCCUGUGCAUGAUCACUGGACAGAACACCAGUGGCAGUGUGGUCAAGCUGUCCGCCAACCUUCAGUCCUCCGGUUCUAUCAAGAAGUCGCACUAUCUCGAGUCAGCCCCGACUAUCAACUCUUUCAUCCCGGGUACCGCCGCUGAAAUUCUCCUGACGGAGGUCACCCCGAACGGAUUGAUCGGAAAGAUCAUGGGCAUGCUGGAUACCACAGUCGACCUUGUGCAAUCUGGCGGUAAUUCCAAAAAGGACGAUCUCACCACGAAGUUCAAGAUUGGCGCCAAGAUCAAGGGUCGUCUCGUCUGCACCUUUCCCUCUUCCGAGCCCUACAAGGUGGGCUUUUCCAUCCUCGACCACGUCCUCAAAUUUUCCUCGGAACGUUCGGGCCCUGGCUCUUCCGACGAUGCACCAGCCAUCUCCGCAGUGGUGCCAGAGGCCAAUAUCAUCAAGGUCGACCCGGGCCUGGGCGUCUACGUCCAGAUUGGAUCGACAAAGCAUAUUGGAUUUGUCCAUGUGUCCAGAUUAGCCGAUGGGAACGUUGAAAACAUCUCGCCUGACCAUGGACCUUUCCAACUUGAUACUACCCAUGAGGCGAGGGUCGUCGGCUACAGCACGCUUGAUAACCUGUAUCUGCUUUCGUUUGAGAGGAAGAUCAUCGAUCAGCCUUUCCUCCGUAUCGAGGAUGUGACCGUCGGCGCUGUGGUCAAAGGAACGGUUGAGAAGCUCCUGAUCGGUUCUACUGGUGUUGAUGGUCUCAUUGUCUCAUUGGCGGACGGUAUCACCGGUCUCGUUCCGUCGAUGCACUUUGCGGAUGCACCUCUCCAAUUCCCUGAGAAGAAAUUCCGCGAGGGCAUGACUGUUUCCGUCAGAAUCUUGUCGGUCAAUCUCGAGAAGCGUCAAAUCCGGCUGACCCUGAAGAAGAGUCUGCUGAACAGUGAAUCUGCUAUCUGGAAGAACUACGACGACAUUGUGCCUGGGUCGUUGUCCCCUGGUACCAUCGUCAACCUCCAGCCUCACGGUGCCGUGGUGCAGUUCUACGGUUCCGUUCGGGGCUUCCUUCCUGUGUCGGAGAUGAGUGAGGCCUUCAUCAAGGAUCCUUCGCAACACUUCAGACUCGGCCAGGUGGUUAGUGUCCAUGCUCUGAGUGUGGACCCAGUCGUUGGAAAGUUGGCAGUGUCUUGCAAGGAUCCUUCCACCUUCACCGAAAGCUACAAGAAAGCUUUCGAACAGAUCCAUCCUAAACUGCUCGUCACGGGCACGGUCUUUGAGAAGUCAAGCGAUGACUUGCUUCUCAAGCUGGACGACUUUGGACUUGUCGGUCGGUUGAAUCUCGAGCAUGUCGCCGACGGUUCUCUCAACAAACAGGUCUCGACUCUCUCCAAGAUUCGGGUUGGCCAAAAGCUCAAUGAUCUCCUUGUCCUCGAUAUCCAGCGCUCUCGUCGGCUCAUCAAGGUCUCGGCGAGGGCUAGUCUGAAGAAGGCUGCCAAGCAGGGCCACCUACCAGAGGCGUUCGAGGAUUUCCAGGAGGGCGCUCAGGUCACCGGUUUCGUCCGUAACAUCACUCCUGAUGGCGUGUUUGUUGAGUUCCUGGGCGGCGUCAUCGGCUUGGUUCCCAAGCGAUUGGUCGGUGCUGAGAAUACCAACAAGCCAGGAUUCGGCCUUGAAAAAUCUCAGACUGUCAUGGCUACGGUCCAUUCGAUCGAUCUCGACUUCCGGAGAUUCAUCCUAAGCAUGGACCCUGCCGAGCCGACCCGCGCUGGCAUCCAGAAGAAAGCCCCCAAAUCUUCUACUAAAGCCAAGGAUACCCCGACCGAUGAGACUGUUGCCAAUGCUGUUGAUGAGAGCAUCAGCACCAUGUCCGAACUCGCCUUCGGGAGGGUUGUCAAAUGCAAGGUUGUUUCCGUCAAGGCCACCCAGGUCAACGUCCAACUCGCAGAUAAUGUCCAGGGCCGCAUCGACAUGUCCGAGGUUUUCGACAAGCUGGAGGACAUCAAGGACCGGAAGCAGCCCUUGCGAUUCUUCCGACCCAAGGAUGUCAUUUCGGCGCGUAUUCUGGGAAUUCACGACGCUCGCAACCACAAGUUCCUGCCCAUCAGUCACCGUACGGGGAAGUUCCCCGUUUUCGAGCUUUCCAUCAAGCCAAGCUUCCUGAAGGCCGCCAAUCCUAAAAUGCUCAACCUGGAGGAGGUACCUGUGGGCUCGUCCCAGCUGGGUUUCAUCAAUAACAUCGCCGAUGACUGCUUCUGGGUCAAUCUGUCGCCGAACGUUCGGGGCAGGCUGCGCUUCAUGGAUGCAUCCGACGACUUGUCGCUGUUGACUAACAUCGAAAAGCAUUUCCCUAUUGGAUCUGCUUUGAAGGUCAACGUCAUCUCCGUUGACACUGCUCAUGGUCGACUUGAUUUCUCGGCCAAGCAUCGCUCGGAUAAACUUACGUUUGCCGAUAUCGCUCCGGGCAUGGUGCUGGCUGGCAGAGUUACGAAAGUCACUGAGCGUCAACUCAUCAUGCAACUUUCCGAGUCGAUUGUCGGUGCAGUCGAUCUCAUCGACCUGGCGGACGACUACAGCAAGGCCAACCCGACGAUCUAUCAGAAGAAUGAGGUUCUGCGUGCGUGCGUCAUCAGCGUUGAUAAGUCCAACAAGAAGAUCUCUCUUUCCCUUCGGCCAUCUAAGGUUCUGAGCUCGUCGCUUUCCGUGCAAGAUAAAGAAAUCACAUCGAUCAAGCAGCUCAAGGUAAACGACGUCGUUCGCGGAUUCGUGCGGAGAGUUGCCGAUAACGGUCUCUUCGUUACCGUGGGCCACGGCGUUACCGCUUACGUUCGUGUCUCUGACCUUUCGGACUCCUACCUCAAGGAAUGGAAGGACUCUUUCCAGGCUGAUCAGCUGGUGAAGGGCCGCGUCACUGUUGCCAACGCCGAGCAAGGAAAACUGCAGAUGAGCCUUAAGGAGUCCGUCUUGGAUCCCAACUACAAGGCUCCUGUUACUCUCCAUGACCUCAAGCCUGGUCAGAUCGUCACCGGCAAGGUCCGCAAGGUGGAAGAGUUCGGUGCGUUCAUUGUCGUCGACCGCUCUGCGAACAUCAGCGGUCUUUGCCAUCGUACCGAGAUGGCUGAAAACCGUGUUGAUGAUGCCCGGACCGUGUACGAGGAGGGCGAUGCCGUUAAGGCCAAGAUUCUCAAGAUCGAUCGUGCUCAAGGAAAGAUCUCUUUCGGACUCAAGGCUGCUUACUUCGAGGAUGAGGACAGCGAUGCCAGUGAGUCUGAGGGCUCGGGUGGUGUCGACAUCGAUGACAGUGAGGUUGAUGACGAUGAUGAAGAUGACGAUGAUGAGGAGGAGGAUAGCGACAUCGCUAUGGGAGGAAUCGAGCUCGAAAGCGAGAGCGAGAGCGGCGACGAAGCGAGCGACGAUGAAGAGAUGGCCACUGCUCCCCGAACCCGCGAAGGCGGGCUCGGUGACAGCGGAUUCGACUGGAACGGGGACAUCAACGGCAACGACGAUGAAGCCGCCCGGUCCGAUUCCGAUGACGAGGAGUCGCGCAAGAAGCGCAAGAAGCACCGCAAGCCCGAAAUCCAAGUCGACCGUACCGGUGAGUUGGACGCCAAUGGGCCGCAGUCCGUCGCGGACUACGAGCGACUCUUGCUUGGAGAGCCUGACUCUUCCCUCCUCUGGCUUCAGUACAUGGCCUUCCAGCUGGAGCUGGGUGAGGUCGAAAAGGCCAGGGAGAUUGCAGAGCGUGCGCUCCGCACCAUUGCCAUCGGGCAGGAUGUCGAGAAGCUGAAUAUCUGGGUGGCGUUGCUCAACCUGGAGAACACGUACGGCAAUGACGACUCCUUGGAGGAGAUCUUCAAGCGCGCCUGUCAAUACAACGACACCCAGGAGGUCUACGAGCGGAUGCUCAGUAUCUACAUUCAAUCUGGGAAGAACAAGAACGCGAACGAUCUCUUCUACGCCGCCAUGAAGAAGAAGAUCUUCAACUCGACCAAGUUCUUCAUCAACUACGCCACCUUCCUGUUCGACAACAUGGCGGCGCCCGACCGUGCCCGUGCUCUCCUGCCCCGCGCUCUCCAGUCCAUGCCCAAGCACACCCACGUGGAACUGACCUCCAAGUUCGGCCAGCUGGAGUUCCGCUCGGAGCACGGAGACGUCGAACGCGGCCGCACCGUGUUCGAAGGACUCCUCUCGUCCUUCCCCAAGCGCCUCGAUCUCUGGAACGUCCUUCUCGACCUGGAAAUCAAGGCCGGCGACGCGGAGCAAGUGCGCCGCCUGUUCGAGCGCGUCCUUGGUAUCCGGGACGUCAAGAAGGGCGGUGCCUCCGUGGGAGAGGCCAAGAAAGUCCGGCCCAAGCAGGCGAAGGCCCUCUUCAAGAAGUGGCUCGCUUUCGAGGAGAAGAGUGGCACUGAGAAGACGGUUGAGGCUACCAAGGCCAAGGCUGCGGACUACGUCAAGUCCCUGCAGCAGGAGGAGUAGACUUGGGUCGCUAGAAUUGUUGGGUUUUUAUAGCAAGUUAUUUUUGGGAUAUCGGUAGAGUUACUGUACAUAAAAAGCCAUGGCAG